CAUAGCGCGCAGCAUGAAUGCAGCGCGGCAAAGAGGAUGUGCGAGCAAGCAGCGCGCUACUGCAGGGACGGUGUCCACAAGCUGCUCCAUAAGGACCAAGCGAAGCUGCGGGCGCAGGACAGCAGCGAGCAGACUAGAUCCCCCGCGCAGAACAGCGAGACCGCGACGGCCGCGCAGCCCGGGAACGGCGGCUCACAGCCCGGCGCCAUAGACGGGCUCGUGCGCUGGAUCGUCACCAAGAUGAGCGACAACAAGAGCAUCUCGACGCGCGAGUACGGCAAAGAGGAAGCGGCCGUGGCGCAAGAACAAUUCUUCGCUCCGGAGCCGCGCAAAGGCAUUUCAGUUAUCCUAGACAUAUUCCGGAGAGCUGAUAAGGAUGAUGAUGGAAAGCUUUCCCUGGAUGAGUUCCAGGCCUUCUUCUCUGACGGGACUCUGAAUGAAGAGGAAUUGGAGAAUCUUUUCCACACCAUUGAUUCUGAUAAUACCAGUAAUGUUGACACUAAGGAACUUUGUGACUACUUUGCCAAACACAUGGGAGACUAUGAAGGUGUGCUUGCAUCCCUGGAGACACUCAACCUUUCCAUCCUCAAAGCCAUGGAUUUCACCAAAAAGGUGUAUGAAAGAGGAACUAAUAUUGAGCAGUUUGUGACUCGCUUCCUGUUGAAGGAAUCAGCCAAUCAAAUCCAGUCAUUGCUCAACUCUGUGGAGAGUGCGGUGGAUGCUAUUGAUGAACAGCAUUGCCCACCAGGAUCUUACCACAGCAAGGCCAGUCCACGUGCUCCUGAAAGGCAUCAUGAAGCACCAGUGCCAGACUACCCACCCAAUAACAGAGUUAGUGCCAAGGACAGCAUGAGGAAUCUGAAUGUGGGCUCAGGUCCUGUUGAGGUAAGGAAAGAAGGCCUGGAAAUGCAGAUCAACCGUCUGGCUGAGCUGAUUGGACGUCUGGAGAACAAGACAGUCUGGUUUGACCUGCAUCAGCGGCUAACUGACACUGAUGGGACAGCUAGUGCAUCCCUCUACCUGAUUCGUCAGGAGAUGAAGGUAUCCCAGAAGCAGCUGGGAGAGUUUUGUGAAGCUCUAAAGCAGUAUCUGAAGAAUGUCUCUGCCCAGAGGGACUGUUUCCAUGUGACUGCAGUGCGGCUUCCUGAUGGCCUCUCUUUCGUUAUGUAUGAGUUCUGGGAUGGAGAGGAAGAAUGGAAAAGACACCUCCAGAGUGCAGCCUGCAAGGCCUUCCAGCAUGUGAAAGUGGACACAUUGUGCCAGCCGGAGGUCAUGUCCACUGUGGCUGUGCCAGCCGCCUGGUGCAGCCAUAGCCGAGACUGAAUGGAACAGAGCCAGUUGGACGGCCAGGGUAGAGGGCCACGUCUUACACCUGAAUAGCCACGCGCCUUCCCUUCAUAUAUACCCCUCUUCUUAAGCCUCUAUAUCUCCCAUGAUCUUUCAAAGUUCCCUCUAUCUCUGCUUCUCUUUCUCACUCUCUCUUUGUAACUACUGUUUACAUGUUGGUUUGACUACAAGGAGUGUAAAACAUCAUAGAAGUCCUCCUUAAAGCUGUUGAGGUUGCUUUAAGGAAGAGUGUGUAAUACUCUCUGGAUUGUUUUAUGGCUUCUCGGUGGGUCAUAUGAGUGGAAAGAUAAAUAUACCUAUUAAUAGUCUCUGGUUCCAAUAAUGAUUACAAUAACAUGAGUGAUUUUAAUAUCUGUUUGAUUAACUGCAAAUGCAUUGUAGGUCCAUAGCCUGCGCUUGCUUUUCCAGCAAUUGAGGGUUUUAACACGUUAUGGACCUGCAGUUUCAGACGGCAGUAUUAAACGUCCUCAAGCAACCAGAGACCCAGAGCAACAUCAUCACGUAAAUGAAAGAAUGUAAAAUAAAUGUUUACCUAAAUGAAGUUUACAGUUCUAGACAAAAUCUGACAUGCUGAGAGAAAUCAGUCUUUGAAAUAUUUAAGCUUAAAUCAGAACUAUAUGGAUUGUUUAUUGAUAGUAAAUAUAUCGGUUGUGAAACAUUUAUAUUGAGUGGAAUGAAAUCAUGUCCUGUAACACUUAAUUCUCAUCAAUCUUUUGUUGUGAAUUUCAUAAGCUAAUUUAGUGAACAGUUCACUGUUUGAAAAGAGACUUAAAAUGAUUUGAAAAUGAACUGUUAAUCCUUAGUGAAUUACAUAACAAUCAAACUCUCACCACCGCUAACCAAACAGUCUCAUUACUUAUUAUGGCAUGUAGGUUUGAUGUACUUGUGAAUGGAAAUUGUCAAAUUGCUUGUUGGCUCCUGUAUGAUGUGAACUGGUCCAAACCGAGGUGAAGCAAACAUCCACAACUCUGUGGAACAUUCUUAGGCGUUUUCCUUCCCCAUGAAACUUGGCUUCACUUUUCCCUUCCCUCACAUGAGUGCAUGUUCUAAUGAAUGUCCAGUAUCUUGCUGUAGUAUUUAGAUAUGCUACUUUCAAUGGAUUUUGUGCAUUUCUUAAUUUUAUAUUACUUAAAUUAGUAUCACCUGAACUGAAAACAUGAACACUAUAAGAAAUGAAGAAUGAACAGGCACUUUUAUGGCAUUGUUUAACGAAACACUAAUUCUGAUAACUGUGUAUGUUUCCGUAAAAAUAGCUUUCUCUCUUAAACUUGAUUGUAGAGACUUAUUGCAGGGAUGCAAAUAUUAUAUUUGUCUUAACUUUGUUAAUCUAGAUUAUGUAGUGAUGUAAUUCUACAGAAUUAAAGGUCUAACAUGAA
Molecule: messenger RNA, 2723 nt
Organism: Clarias gariepinus (North African catfish)
Lineage: Eukaryota; Metazoa; Chordata; Actinopteri; Siluriformes; Clariidae
Gene: necab2
Product: N-terminal EF-hand calcium binding protein 2
Exons: 13
Coding region: 37-1323 (428 amino acids)
Biological process (GO): regulation of amyloid precursor protein biosynthetic process
Cellular component (GO): cytoplasm
Molecular function (GO): calcium ion binding
Source: RefSeq, a predicted model, not a curated record